GUUAUUUGAUUGUGCGUAUCGCUCACUGUGAUGCUGUAUGUGAGGAUGUUCAUGAUAAAGGUUGCAUGACGUCAAGGAGCAUUCAAGUAACUAAAACGCACCGCAUCUAUCGUUCCUUUCGGAUUUGCGGUCGCAAAGGGAUUUUUGCUAAUGUGCAUCUAAGAGCGAAUAUUUUUUUCACUUGCUCCUUUGUGGACUCUAAAAAUGGGAAGAUUAGACACACUGAGAGAAUUUAAUUUAUUGUCAUGGAUGAGAGAGGAAAGACAAUCGAGGAAGUUGAUCCUGGUCAUCGUUUUCAUCGCCUUGCUGCUGGAUAAUAUGCUUCUAACGGUGGUCGUCCCCAUCAUCCCUAGCUACCUAUACACAAUUGAUGAUGCAGCAGCCAACAUGGCCAAGAAUCACACUACGGCCUCCCCACACACCCCUUCUGGAACCUUCCAGACCAUCGUGUCCCUCUAUGACAACUCUGUCAGGGUAACCAGCGGUGGCCCAAUGGACUCCACACCCAUACCCUUGGGUCAGACGCAGGGGGUUUCUUCUUCCACCUCGGCUCUCACACCCCACAACUCCACACAGCCCGACUGCCCCAAAGCAGACGACCAGCUGCUCAAUGAGAAUGUGAAAGUGGGACUACUCUUUGCCUCCAAGGCCACUGUACAGCUCAUCACCAACCCCUUCAUUGGGCCUCUCACCAACAGAAUAGGAUACCAGAUCCCCAUGUUUGCUGGGUUCUGUAUUAUGUUCCUGUCAACCAUCAUGUUCGCCUUCUCAUCGAGCUACACUCUGCUGUUUCUGGCCAGAUCCCUGCAGGGUGUGGGCUCCUCCUGCUCCUCCGUGGCUGGGAUGGGGAUGCUUGCCAGUGUGUACACAGAUGAUGAGGAGAGGGGAAAUGCCAUUGGGAUAGCCCUCGGUGGUCUCGCCAUGGGUGUGCUGGUGGGCCCACCAUUUGGCAGUGUCAUGUAUGAGUUUGUGGGGAAAACGGCACCUUUCCUCAUUCUGGCUGUUCUGGCUGUGCUGGAUGGAGCACUGCAACUGUUCAUUCUCCAGCCCUCAAAGGUGGAACCAGAGAGCCAGAAAGGGUCUUCACUAUGGAGUCUUAUGAAAGAUCCAUACAUACUCAUUGCUGCAGGAUCCAUUUGUUUUGCGAACAUGGCCAUCGCCAUGUUAGAACCAGCGUUGCCUAUUUGGAUGAUGGAGACCAUGUGUCCAAGAAAAUGGCAGCUAGGCAUUGCCUUCGUGCCAGCCAGCAUCUCUUACCUUAUUGGAACCAACAUCUUUGGCGUCCUCGCACACAAGAUGGGGAGAUGGCUGUGCUCUCUCAUCGGGAUGGUACUAGUGGGGGUUAGCAUCCUCUGUGUUCCUUUUGCUAAGGACAUCUAUGGACUAAUACUUCCGAAUUUCGGUGUUGGUUUUGCAAUUGGCAUGGUGGAUUCCUCUAUGAUGCCAAUCAUGGGCUAUUUAGUGGACCUGAGACAUGUGUCAGUCUAUGGCACUGUGUACGCCAUUGCUGAUGUGGCAUUCUGCAUGGGCUUUGCUUUAGGUCCGUCGGCUGGGGGCGCCAUAGCGAAGAGCAUUGGGUUCUCCUGGCUCAUGACCAUCAUCGGCGUCGUGGACAUCCUCUUCGCUCCCCUCUGUUACUUCCUCAGGAGUCCUCCUGGGAGGGAAGAGAAAAUGGCCAUCUUGAUGGACUCCAACUGCGCAAUGAAGACCCGAUCAUACUCAACACAAGGGAACACAGAGUACGAAGAGAUGGAGACAGAGUAUGAUGAGUAGUAAUGGACACCAGACAGGUAUGUUACCUUCCAGAGGAUCUAUUUUGUUGUACAAAAACAGAGAUAAAAAUCCAAAAUCCAAAAAAAACAGCAAAGCUGUUUCGAUGUGAAUGUCUCAUGUGCGGUCGGUCUUCACUGUUCUAUGUCAUUGUGAUCGUACGACUGGAGCAAACCAAAGUUGUUCUCAUCCCUCUGUGGUCACAAGCAUGUUGCUUGUGUUUAUUUUUAGCCAACAGCCUUAUCCAAUGGAAGUGGAACAUGUGUCAAAACAGGGUUUUCAUAGGCCCUAAUAGUAGAACGUUGUGAGUCAUAUUUACUGGAUAGUUCAGCUGAGGGUGAUCUCAUAGAUCACCAAAUUGUGUACUGCAGGUCAGCAAGGAGUACAAACCUGUCUUAAUAAUUCACCUUUUGGCCAUUAACAGUCUUAAUCAACAUAUCUAAUACAGAAAUAUGAAAAAAAUGGUACUUAGUUUCUACAAAGAUAGAAGUAACUCUGACUUUGGAUCAGAUUUAACAUCUUGAACAAGGCACUAUGAGAACACUGCUUUAGUGUUUGUCAUUCUAUUUGUUGAUUAUAAUUGUAUUAUGAUGAGAGAUGGUAAAUGAUUUAGAUAUAAAGUAUUACAUACUCUAUACAAGUUACUCAAUACAUUUGGAAUGAGAAUUUGUUAACUGCUUUGGACAAGGCAAAUCACAAUGUAUGGGUUGCAUUUUACCUUGAAAUUGGCCUUUUUUUCAUUGAUUCUACAAACAUGUUUUUACAUUGACAUUCGAAUUGAGGAAAUACCUGAACUAAAACCUUUGAAGUCAUAGAAAGUUAUAUCCCCAGAAUCCAGUGCUGUCCUGGGUUGACUGCUUAUGACUAUUUGCAUGGUAUACCACAUAAAAAACACAGCACCACUUCAAUAUCAUCCUCAGUUACACCUUCCACAUACAAAAAUGGUUAAUGAAACACAUUUUCACUGUAAAUAAUACCUCAGCUCAUAGAAAACAUAUUUUGCUUUUUUUAUUUGUACAUUUUGGAAAGCCAUUUGAAUGUGUGGAAAAGUAAGACUUAUAUCUGAGUGAUUUUUGAAUACAGAUAAUAGAAUUUUAUCUUUCUGUUUACCCUCAGCUCCAUUUACAGACAAUUGGAAACAUAUAUCUUAUAGGCUUUUCUUAAUGUGUUUGUGUCAAUAUAAUGUUUAGGUAGAAGAUGUGUAACUAAGAUUUUUGUUACUUUCCCUAUUGAUAUUACAAGCCGUAAACAUAUACGGACACAGCUUUACUUAGUCUCUGAUUAAACAUCACCUUAAGGAGAGGAGAAAUUCCAUAAGCACUUUAUCAGUCUACAUAUCCACACCAUUUAACUCCAAGGACAGUUCUGGUAUGUUAAUGUUGGUUUAGCAGAGAGAGAAUAUUGAGGUGAUCAGUCUGUUUUGUCGUGUCUGUUAGUGAGAAAACACUCUCAAAGUUUUAUCAAAGAUUAUCAAAGCAUUAACUUUAUUUGUGAAUUUAUUGAUCACUUCCAGGUCAUCAAUAAGUAGACCCUUUUUCUAGCUGUUUAACACACAAUACGGAAAGCACAGCAUACAUCGUUUCCAAAAUGAAAUGAGUUUAUUAUAUUGUCCAGCAGUGCAUGCACACACUGAGUAUACAAAACAUUAGGAACACCUUCCUAAUAUUGAGUUGCACCCACCUAUUUUGCCCUCAGAAUAGCCUCAAUAUGUUGGGGCAAGGCCUCUACAAGGUGUCGAAAGCUUUCCACAGGGAUGCUGGCCCAUGUUGACUCCAAUGCUUCCCACAGUUGUGUCAAGUUGGCUGGAUGUCCUUUGAGUGGUGGACCAUUAUUGAUACA
Messenger RNA from Salmo salar (Atlantic salmon), 3609 nucleotides. Its product is annotated as synaptic vesicular amine transporter. The record is from RefSeq and is a predicted model, not a curated record. Gene Ontology annotation, cellular component: synaptic vesicle membrane; terminal bouton. NCBI's taxonomy places the organism in Eukaryota, Metazoa, Chordata, Actinopteri, Salmoniformes, Salmonidae. Gene Ontology annotation, biological process: xenobiotic transport; aminergic neurotransmitter loading into synaptic vesicle; transmembrane transport. Gene Ontology annotation, molecular function: serotonin:sodium:chloride symporter activity; xenobiotic transmembrane transporter activity.